This is a messenger RNA of Cuscuta epithymum, 2683 nucleotides long. NCBI's taxonomy places the organism in Eukaryota, Viridiplantae, Streptophyta, Magnoliopsida, Solanales, Convolvulaceae. The record is from the annotation of a GenBank genome assembly.
GUUUUAUUUCACCAUUAUUGACAAAGCAAUUUCAAAACAGAAACAUGAGGAAGAAGAAGAAAAAUUACAGUGAAAGCUCACCAAAAAGAAACAUGAAUCAGAGAAUAUGGAUGCAAUCAAGAGAGAAGACUCAGGGCUUGGCAACACAUCAACCACACCAGAUCCAAAUGAAAAAGUUGAAAAUCAGAGGGGUGAAAGGAAGAGAGACCUGACUCUCGAUGCCGCUUGCUCUCCGGCGCUCGUUGGUGCUGCUCGACGACGCUUCUCGGCGGUGCUUGCUGGUUGCUGCUCGCUGCUCCCCUGCCAUUGAAGCUCUGUUAUGCGCUGCGAGAGUGAUGAAUGCGAUGAAGGUUAUGAGGAGCCGAAGGGUUGAAAUGAGUUGGAGGGGUAUAAUUGGAAGAAUGGUCCUAUUUAAGGAAGAAAAUUAUACUUACUCCUAUUUGGGAAUUUCACCAAUAAUUUGGUCCUAUUUGGGGUUAUUUACUCUUAAAUAUGAACAAAAUGACACCUCAUCAUUGAAUACCCUUUGAAUCAUAACAAUCAUCUGAGAAAAUGUAAAUUAAGAUUUAAUUACAUACUAUUAAGUAUUAACGAGAGAAUCCGGUUCCAACCCAAAUCUUUGUUUGGAAUUGCACAUGGGACACAUUCCUUGUAAGUUGUAACACCUCUUUCUAUCAUGUGAGAUAUACCCCAAUGCAACAUAACAAUUCAAUCAAAAACACUUCACAAACAUAGGUGUUACAAAAGUGGGUAUAAGAGUGGGUACAAUAUUUUUGUUCAACUAAUGCGAGAGUGUGAUGCACCCAUGUUUGAUUAAGAAAUGUAGCAAUGCCAAUGUUUGUCGCUUUCUUUCAAUUAAAGCAACCUAAUCCUCUCUGGACACCACACACAUUAGAGUCUUACGUGCUGCAUUUUGGCAUUUUUCACUGCAACACCGAGAAUGCUACUUUGAGCUAGGAACUACAUUUUGAUAAAGUGUAAUUUGCUAAAAUCAGAGCCGGACAAUUAAAAAAAAGGAGUUCCAUUUGGUUUAUUUGGGUUAGUGGUACCGUUUAUUGAAAUUAUAUACAGAAUUGGAACGCAAAUUGUAAUAAAAAGAAUCUCAGACACGUAAAUGUGGAUGAAUGAAUUGUAGAAAUCUGAUAUCGGAGAUCUAAGGACUGAGCUACCAAUUCUGAAUCCGCAGCUACAUAUGGGUCUUCGCUUAGGCAAACCGGAGGCGCUUCCUCAUAACCAUUUGUGUGAAGCGAAUGACAGUCUGGUUGAUCCUUUACUCCAGCAAUCUCCAUUCCCUAUUCAUGAUGACCUCAAAUGUUAUAGCUAUUGUGAGCUUAAAAUUGCGACAAGAAAUUUUAGCUCACAUAACCUUCUCGGUAUGGGUAAUUAUGGUUCCGUCUUCAAAGGCUGGUUAGACGACAAAACCUUGGCUCCAUUCGAACCAGGCAUGGGAAUACAAGUGGCUGUGAAGAAAUUCACACCAAGCAGAUUCGGACCUCAUCGUGAUUGGACACCUGGAACCAAAUAUUUGGCCCAACUUCAACACACAAAUCUUGUAAGAUUGAUUGGCCAUUGCAUCGAUUCUGAAAACCGUUUUCUGGUCUAUGAGUUCAUGUCAAGGGGAAGUUUAGUGAACCAUUUGUUCAAAAGAGCUGAAGUCAUGUUGUGGUCUAUAAGGAUGCGCAUUGCUAUCGAUGUUGCACGAGGGUUAUCCUUCUUGCAUGGUCUAGGUGAAAAUGUGGUUUACUGUGAGGACUUUAAAACUGCCAAUAUUCUUCUUGACUAUGAUUUUAACGCAAAGCUUUCUGAUUUUGGCCACACCAACUUGUCUAAUUAUGCCUAUGACCGGAGUCCCGAAAGUACAUUUGUGAUGUCGCCAAAUAGCGCCUUUCAUUCGCCUGAAGUUAUGAUGAGAGGCAUCUUUAAAGAUGCGGAGUACAUGUUUAACUCAUUAUGAUGCCUUAAACCCAGGUAUCUUUAACUAACUAUAACAACUAGUCAGUAAGCAAUAUAUCCUGCAUCAAAUCUCCCCUGCAAAAAGACCUUUGUCCUCAAAGGUUAAAAUCUGGAUAAGCUCUAACAAAGUCAUCAUAAAGCAUCCAUGUAGCAUCUUCCAAUGGUUCAUUCUUCCAUUUGAUCAACAACCUGACAGCUGCAGCAUUACCCCUUUUUAUCAACCCUCUGUCAACAAUAAAAUCGGGUUCUUUUUUGUCAGCAUGUGAAAGCAUAAAGUCAGCAUGUUGGACUCAAGCAUCUGAUGUCUAUGGAUUUGGAAUACUUCUGCUAGAAUUAAUAUCAGGAAGGAAACUAUCAAGUUGUCAAGCUAUAAAUCUCGUGCGGAAUAGGGCGACCACGUUCCAAAUGUUAAUGGACCCGAGGUUGUUGGGUGUUUAUCCUAUCAAAGAUGCAAAAAUAGCCCUUUCUAUUGUUCACUGGUGUAUGCGAGAAUCCCUGCCUACAAGGCCAUCUGUGGCACAUGUCUUAGCUAAACUUGAAAAUCUUGUUCAGUAGUUAUUCUCAACAAUGAGCAUUCUUGUAACUCUGAGAUUAAAAAUUAAGAUUGACAAAUAUAAAAUAUAUAUCAGCAUCUUUAAUGGCCUUGCAAUAGUAUCAAAUGCUGGCCGAUGAGUGAUAACUAUUUAGUAGUACUAGAUGGUUAUAUACUGAAAUAAGAAUUGAAUUGAAG